This is a messenger RNA of Bombina bombina (fire-bellied toad), 4489 nucleotides long. It is a transcript of the gene MNT, whose product is annotated as MAX network transcriptional repressor. The record is from RefSeq and is a predicted model, not a curated record. Gene Ontology annotation, biological process: regulation of transcription by RNA polymerase II. The transcript is spliced from 6 exons. Gene Ontology annotation, molecular function: protein dimerization activity; DNA-binding transcription factor activity, RNA polymerase II-specific; RNA polymerase II cis-regulatory region sequence-specific DNA binding. NCBI's taxonomy places the organism in Eukaryota, Metazoa, Chordata, Amphibia, Anura, Bombinatoridae. The coding region runs from base 197 to 1930 and encodes 577 amino acids.
CUCAUCGCCAUCUUGUUGCAACCCUUUUCUUGUCUGGAAGAAUCGUGGGGGAUCUGGGUUACAUUUUUUGCUAUAUUUAUUUAUUUUAAUUUGUUUUAAUCCGAGAAGAGCAAAGAAAUACCACGAAAGUCAUUCAGCCUUUAUUUGUUCUUGGACUUAAAAAAACAGAAUCAGGGGAUCAUUCUGUGAUUGAGAAAUGAGCCUUGAAACCUUAUUGCAAGCAGCCUUGUUCUUGGAAUGGCAAGCCCAGCAACAACAGAGAACACGUGAUGAAAAUGAUAGAAUUUUGCUUGAACAAGAGGAAGAGGAAGAAGAUGAUGAAGAGGAGGAGGAAGACAAGAAAAGUGUAGUAAAAAAUGAGGCAUUGGUUAACCAUGUAAAGCCUGAUCCCGACACCCCACCAGCACCUACACCUCCUCCACCCCCUCCUCCACCUCUUGCAGCCCCUGUAGCGGUCAUGCCCCUACCUGUGAUACCCAGCACUCCACAACCAGUAGCCCACAUGACCAUUUCACCUCCUGUUGUACAGCAUCACCCUCCAGUGGUCAGCCCACCAGUUCUUAAUAAAGAAAUAUCGCUUGGUCCAGUCAUCCAGAGGCCCACAGGCCCAGUGCUCUCUGAAAUUAAGACCAUGCCUCUGAAUGCAGGAAGCCCCAAGCAGCUGCAUCAUUAUACCGCUCCAGUGCUGGCCAUUACACAUCAUCACCUCAUGCCACAGCAACAACAACCACAGCAGCCAACUAUACAACCACAGCCUCCUUCCCUGCAGCACCCACCACAGCAGCCACCACCUCAGACAUUGGGUACCCUUAGGCUUCCUACACCAGAUGAUGUGAGGCCCAAUGAGCAGAGGAGACGACCUGGAGGGGCUGGCACACGGGAAGUCCAUAAUAAACUGGAGAAGAACAGGCGUGCACACCUAAAGGAAUGCUUUGAAACACUGAAGAGGAAUAUCCCGAAUGUUGAUGACAAGAAGACUUCCAACCUCAGUGUAUUAAGGAGUGCCCUAAGGUAUAUCCAGAAUUUGAAAAGGAAAGAAAAGGAAUAUGAACAUGAAAUGGAGCGCCUAGCACGGGAGAAAAUAGCCACCCAACAGCGCCUGGCAGAUCUAAAGAAUGAACUCAGCCAAUGGAUGGACAUCUUAGAAAUUGACAGAAUUGUUCGUCAGACUGUUCAACCAGAGGAUGACCAGGCCUCUACAUCCACAGCUUCAGAAGGAGAAGACAACAUUGAUGAGGACAUGGAUGAUGACAGACCUGUAAAUUCACUAGCAAAGCGCCAACAACCUGAACUUAUGAAGAUGGUACAGUCCAGUGGAAUAUCCCUUAAUCACCAUUCCUCUGUUUUGCCUCAGCAUCUAUCCAUUCAGCAGAAACAAGUUACUUCCUCUCAUGUACAGCCUCAGAUUUCCAACCAAGCACUUGUUCCUCCUCAGGCCAUGGUGCCGGCACAGACUCAUAUUGUGGCUGCUUCCACAGUUCAGUCAACAGUUAUAGCCCACACGGCCACCACUCAUGCGUCUGUCAUUCAGACUCUCAAUCAUGUCAUCCCGGGGCCUCAGACCAAGCACAUUGCUCAUAUUGCACCUUCCACGUCAAGCCCAGUACAGCUUACCACUGCUGGUCAGCCAAUUGGCCACAUCACAGUGCACCCAGCAACCAUUAAUCAUAUGACCCACCUUGGUCAGCAGUUACCCAUUUACCCCCAGUCUGUUGCAGUCAGCCAACCUAUGAUGAGCCACAUUGCUCACACCAUCUCUCACCCUCAAGUUAAUGGAACCACAAACCUGGGUCAGCAGGCAGUUAUGGCAAAGCCUAGUGUGGGAACCCAGGUUGUCCACCAUCCCCAGUUAGUUGGGCAAACAGUCCUCAAUCCGGUGACUAUGGUGACCAUGCCAUCGUUCCCUGUCAGCACUUUGAAGCUAGCCUAAACACUCAAAGCAAAAUUACAAAGUUAGAUUGAAUACAAUUCAUAAAUUAUCCAGCGGACACAUUCUGCUAAAACUCCAUACAUUCCAACUAAGUCAUGUUCCAAGGAAGCAAAAUGCUGAAGCUCUGUAUCACCACAGCUUUGGAAAUGGCCCAUUCCAUAGGCCUUUCUUUAAAACAAAAACACUGGGCCUGGUGCGCUGGAAUUUCAUUGUUUUCAUUGUUUCAAUGGCAGCCAUUCAUAGUGACUUUUAAUUUUCUUCUUUCUACUUGUAAUCAGUGAAUUCAAAAUAAGACAUUGAUUUAUGUUCUGUCCCCCACUCAUGUUUUAGUCUAUUCUGUAGAUUUUUUAUGUUAUUUUAUAAGUUUCAAAUUCAUAAUCUUUUUUUGAACUAAGUUAUAAAGUGGGUAAACAAAACAUGCUAAGGAUAAAUUCCUUAAUUGUGUUACUAGCUUCAAGACACACACAGCAAUACAUAACCACAAAUUAGCAUUAUAUUUUAGUAGAUAAAGCAAAAAAGGCAGAGGUAAAAACAGGGUGUUGCUUAUUUGGUUUGGUGGACCAAUGCAUUAUUUUUAGAGAUGCCCCCCAUGAAAGCAUAAACAUUAACAAAUCUAGUCCUUUUGCAUUUAAAAAAUGCUCUGGCUCUAAAUUAUAAAUGUGAUCGCAGGAUUAGCAUAAUAAUCCUUCUGGUUUGUAUGGUUCCCUGGUUGUGCAUAUAAUAUUCUUACCAAUUCUGCUGUCUUCUUGCAUAGGAAACCUCCUAAUGUGUUGGAUAUGUAAUGUCCUAUUAAAAUUAUUAGGGGCUAAUACACAACAGAAGACCACUUAGCAAAUAUGGACCUCUGUCUUGUUCAGUAGAUAUCAUCCUGUACCAACCAAUUUAAUUCAUUAAUUUAUAAAUGUUUUUAUUAAAAGCCAGCUUCAAAUCUGUAUAAUUUUAACUACAAGCACUGAAAAUUCCUCUUUUAAAGUGGAAGUCUUUUGUGAUGGACUUUGUGCCAUGACUUUAUUAUUUUUUUCUAUAUAUAUAUAUAUAUAUAUAUAUAACCUAUUUAUUUUUAUUACUUUUCUUUGACAUUUCUUUUCAAUUUCUUUCUUUUUUUUCAUUUUAUAUUUUUUCAUCUCUUUUUCCUCAGCUGGUUUUAAAUAUAUACGUGUUUAUUGCCAGUUCAGAGUUUUUUAAAAACGUAAUGUAAUCACAUUAUUUGAUGAAUAUGUGUAAAGGCAUAGAUAAGUGUCUGUUUUGUAUCAAAGCAUGAAAAUGUUAUACGAUGCACUACACAGCAUUUGCAAAAAGCUGCUGUCAAAUUUAUUGAGCCCUUCCAUUUUUAAAUGCCUGAUACAAAUAGUUGGCCAGACUAAAAUGUUUUUAAAAAAAAAAAAUGAAAAAAAAAAAUCCCUUAUUUAAUAUUUUGGACACUCCCCAAAUUUAAGAGAGCAAAGAUCCAUCACAUAUUUUGCACACAAAAGCUGGCAUUUUUGUACAGAAGCUGCAACAUUCACAUUUCCAUGUCUGUUAUCUUAAUGCAUGAAUUCCCUCAACUUGGGAUAUGUGCUGUUUUUUUAUAGUAUGCAACAAUUUCAGUAUGUACCCAACAUUCUAAACCGCCUGUUCAUUUUAGGAUAACUGAGACCCAUUUUUGGGUUGUAAGCUUUUUUUUUUUUUUUAGUUCAUAUACAUUUUGUAUAUGCAUCUAUACAGUUUAGAUGUUCCAUUGAUUAGUGGUUUACUGUAAGUCCUGUUUUUAUUUCACUGAUAUUAUAUAUCAUAAUGAUGUAUAUGUAUCCUCAGAGCCUUUUUUAUUUUGUCUAAUGAUGCUGGACCUAUUACUUAUUUAUGUUAUCUAUAGAAAUGUAAUUGUUAAAUUACAAAUUUGGUACUGGCUGUAAAAUAAAAACAGAACCAAAAUACUAGAGAGAUUAUUAACAGAGGACAGGGGGGGGGGGUCAAAAUCCAGUCCUCAAGGUACACCAAUGGCCCAGAUUUUCAUGAUGUCCAAACGCUAUAGAGCCCAGGUGAAAUAAUCAGCUGAUCAAUAACCAUAGUUACCAAUCUGCUCUCACUUAUCAGCUGAUUAUUUCACUUGUGCUCCAGUACAGAUAUAAUGAAAAUCUGGCUCGUUGGUGGGUCUUGAAAACUGUAGUUGAAAAACACUGCUUUGGAGUUACAAACAGGCCAGAAUUUCAAGAUCGCUCAACCUGAACAAGAAUGAAUAACAUUAUAUAGCUUGGGUUAAGCCACAUGCAAAAAUGUAACGGAUAAUUAAAUAAAUAAAAAAACAACAACAUUCAUAUAUAGAGAGAACUAUUAAAAGAUGUUAAAAUAUUUUAGCGUGAAAAGAGUUACAUUAAAGCAAUUUAAAUUGGUAAUAAAGCUAACACAAUGUGCUUGCUUGCUUUAGGAGCUCAUUAGCUGAUUAAAACUCUCACAAUUCUGUUAGUGGUUAGGGCCACCUCCACGAGUACAAAAACGAGUAUUUUUUCACAGCACAAUCUUUGCAAUACAUUUUAAACUGCUUUUAUUUUACAUUCAACAAAUAAAAAAAAAUAACUUUAA